ACGGAAGUGACGACACCGGAAGCGCAGUCUUGUUUACGUCUCUUCCCUGUCUGCUGUAUAUAGGAAGUCAGGACAAGAUGGUUUGUGAGAACUGUGAGAAGAAGUUGGGCACAGUCAUCACUCCAGAUACAUGGAAGGCAGGGGCCAGGAAUACCACAGAAAGCGGUGGCCGGAAGCUGAACGAAAAUAAAGCACUGACAGCAAAGAAAGCGAGGUUUGACCCGUAUGGUAAAAAUCGGUUUGCAAUAUGUCGUAUCUGCAAAAGUUCAGUUCAUCAGGCAGGAUCUCACUAUUGCCAAGGUUGUGCUUAUAAAAAGGGGAUCUGUGCAAUGUGCGGAAAGAAAGUCCUGGAUACGAAAAAUUAUAAGCAGACCUCCGUGUAAAGCUGUAAGGACCGUAUCAUGGGGACUUUGUCCAGAUUUAAAGAGAACUGUGUAUCAUUCGUGUAAAUAUUACACCUCACUUUUUAUUUCCUUUAAAGGGGUACUCCGCUGCUCAGCGUUUGGAACAAACUGUUCCGAACGCUGGCGCUCGUGACGUCAUAGUC
This is a messenger RNA of Hyla sarda, 547 nucleotides long. It is a transcript of the gene CRIPT, whose product is annotated as CXXC repeat containing interactor of PDZ3 domain. Bases 78 to 383 code for a protein of 101 amino acids. Gene Ontology annotation, biological process: cytoplasmic microtubule organization. Lineage: Eukaryota; Metazoa; Chordata; Amphibia; Anura; Hylidae. Gene Ontology annotation, molecular function: microtubule binding; PDZ domain binding. The transcript is spliced from 5 exons. The record is from RefSeq and is a predicted model, not a curated record. Gene Ontology annotation, cellular component: dendrite.